AUUGAUACUAUCAACAGAUGUUUGUAUAGUGAUUUAAGCGGAGAAGGAAGGACGUUCCUGAAUGUUACUUAAUUGGAUGCAUUUACAAUUUGAAAGUCGUUUCAGCAUGAAAACAAAUAACAAGUGUUGUCAUUUCAAGUCGAUAUCGAACAUUCAAGAAGAUGUAAUCCGAUUAAUAAAACAUUUUAGUGUUUUAUCAUAAAUUUAUGGAAAUUAUUUUUACAUUCUGAAAGAUGGAGUGGAAUAGCUUUCUCAUAUUACAACUUCUCAUGCUCAACAGUGGAACAUUUAUCUUUGGUUCUAGACUAUCUGAUGUUGACAGACUUUAUUCAAAACUAUUCAUGGACUACAAUAAAAAAAUAAGACCAGGAGAUGACCAGUCAUUGGCUACACGUGUUAAUGUAUCUUUUAAUUUGGGUGCCAUUCAGGAAUUCGACGAAGUAAACGGAAAAUUCGCAGUCAUUGGAUUUUUUAGAAUUACGUGGCAUGAUUCAAGAAUGACUUGGAACACUUUAGACUAUAACAAUACACAUACCUUAACGUUUUUACAGGAUGAUGUAUGGAAACCAACACUAGUUAUUACAAAUCCGUUUUGUAAAAUCGAUCAGAUUGGAAAAGACUUUAUGACAGUAAGAUAUUUCAGCAACGGACUUGCAUACUGGACACCAGGAGAAAUUUUAAUUAGUUCAUGUAGUGUGGAUAUUACUUACUUUCCGUUUGACGAACAGAUUUGUACAAUACGUUUGAUGGCAUGGGGAACUUUAUCAAAUGAAAUUUUAUUGCAGUCAUUUAAUGGCAUCGAACUGAAUUAUUUUUCGGAACACGGAACCUGGCGGAUAACGUCAACGGCUUUCAAUGACAGAGUAGACGAAGUUACUGGUUUGUCAUUAAUUGAUAUGUCAGUGUCAAUGAAGAGACGUCCAGGGUUUUAUGUCAUCAACGUUGUCCUUCCUGUUAUAUUUUUAAUGGCUUUGAAUUCAUGCGUAUUUCUGUUACCACCAGACUCCGGAGAAAGAGUUUCAUACGCUAUCACGGUAUUAUUGGCGAUAUCUGUGUUUUUGACUCUGAUCGGAAAUCACCUACCGAAAACAUCUGAACCGAUGUCUUUGCUUGGCUAUUUCCUUAUAUUUGACCUCGUCUUCAGUUCUUUGACAUGCUUAAGUACAAUGAUUUGUCUUCGACUUCAGUUUAGAAAUAAGAAUCACCCAAUACCAAGUUAUCUAAAGUGGAUAGUACUGUGCUGUAGACGGAAUAACUUGAAAAAGAGAGAAAAUUGGGUUGAAGUGCAGAAUAACAAAUCAAAUGUUCAUAAUUCAGAUUUGAACGCGUGUGAAGGUUUGAUUGAUAAUAAUAAGCAAGAUAUUUCGUGGCGUGAUAUAUGUAAAGCACUUGAUACAAUUCUUCUAAGGACUUCGUUUGUUGUACUCUCAGUCAGUGUAUUGUUAUUCUUCAUGAUUAUAACGAAAACUAUUUAAAUUUACACAGAAUAAUUGUUUGAAUUAACAAAUGAACAUUUUAUAUGCCAAACAAUGGCGGCAAUGGAGACUUAUGUAAUCCCAUUAAUUAAUCAAACACAAAUAGCAAUAUGCAAACAUAUGAAAAAUCAAGAGAAUAAAAAAGAAAAAGGAUUUCUUUUGA
Molecule: messenger RNA, 1638 nt
Organism: Mytilus californianus (California mussel)
Lineage: Eukaryota; Metazoa; Mollusca; Bivalvia; Mytilida; Mytilidae
Product: neuronal acetylcholine receptor subunit alpha-6-like
Exons: 1
Coding region: 234-1475 (413 amino acids)
Biological process (GO): signal transduction; monoatomic ion transmembrane transport; regulation of membrane potential
Cellular component (GO): synapse; membrane; neuron projection
Molecular function (GO): neurotransmitter receptor activity; transmembrane signaling receptor activity; extracellular ligand-gated monoatomic ion channel activity
Source: RefSeq, a predicted model, not a curated record